UCGGCCCGUGCACCCGCGCGAGCAGUUACAGACGCUGGAAGCGCCCGGGCGACGGACGGCGUUAUGGAGCUCGUCAGUGCGACGGAGUCCCGUUUGUGUUUUCACUCACAAUGUACUUUAGCACCUCGAUAAGAUGUUUGCGUGUUUCGAAAUCAUCCCUUUUCUCCUCGCCUUCAACAUUUACCAUGUCGCACAUGCCCAAGAUUCAUCGUGUUGCCACCACGCGGCUGACCUGUCGACAUGUAGGGAGGCCUGUGAUCAGCUCUCCACGAUCAGGAGCGAGUCGCGCUUGAAGCACCUGCUCCAAAGGCUGCCUAGCUACUGCCCGGAAUCUAUGAAUGAACUCUGGACCUGCAUCAAUUCCACACUGCCUGGAGUGUCCGGGAAGCAGGAGGGCUGGGUGGGGCUGGGCUGCUGUGAGCUGGCCAUCUCAGCGGACUGCAGGAGGGACUGCAAGCUGGCGUCUUCCAACAAUGACAUCACCAAAGUGUGCAAGAAGGACACGGAGAAACCCCUCUACAGCUGUAUUGCCAAAAAUGAGAUGGGCUCGGUGUGCUGUAGUUACGCAGGCAGACACACCACCUGCAGGGAGUACUGCCAGGCCAUCUUCGGCACAGACUCCUCCCCCACGGCAUCCCAGAUCAACACCAUCAACGAGUACUGCCCCCAGCUGAUUGGCUGCGUGGGGAACUACACCAAGUCCUACCCAAUCAAGAGCCCCAUCGACAGUCUGCACUGCUGUGACCGGGCGGAGGACACUCACUGCCAGACGGCGUGCCGGCGCAUCCUGCGCACCAUGACGACGGAGCACGAGAUCAUCGACCGGCUGAUCGAGGAGUGCCAGCGGCAGCCCCUGCCCCAGGACCCGCUGUGGCAGUGUUUCCUGGGCAACGCCCAGCCCCCGCCCAACCCCGACCCCGACACCCCGCCCACCGCCAAGAUGGACUGCGCCAAGCUCCACUGCUGCGCCAAAGCCAACACGUCGCUGUGCAGGGAGAUGUGUCAGCAGAGCAGCACUAACUGGGGUGCGCAGACGUGGCAGGAGUUCCACCAGCUCUGCCAGUACAACCCUGCGGAGGCCGACCUGGUCACCUGCCUCGCCGACGUGCAGGAGCCCUGCCAGCUGGGCUGCAAGGACCUGUCCUACUGCACCAACUUCAACAACCGGCCGACAGAGCUGUUCCGUAGCUGUAACGCGCAGUCAGACCAGGGUGCUCUGAGUGACAUCAGGCUGUGGGAGAAGGGCAGCAUUAAGAUGCCCUUCAUGAGCAUCCCGGUGCAGGACAUCACCAAGUGCCGUCCGGACAUGUGGAGGGCGGUGGCCUGCACCCUGCAGAUCAAGCCCUGCUACAGCAGGUCCCGCGGGAGUGUCAUCUGCAAGUCGGACUGCGUGGACAUUCUGACCCAGUGUGGCGACCACGGCAAGUUCCACGACGGCCAGACCCCCGAGAGCAUCUGUGACCUCCUGUCCCCCACCGACGACCCAGAGCGCUGCAUCCCCCUGCAGAGAUACCUCAGCCCCAGCCCCCUGGGCGACGCCCUCGAGGAGGUGGUCCACCCCUGCAACCCCAACCCCUGUCCCAGCAACCACCUGUGUGAGGUCAACAGGCGGGGGUGUCACCCGGGCCAGGACUGCCUGCCCUUCUUCUGUGUUCCAGGCUGCAAGCUGGGGGAGGCCUCAGAGUUCCUGGUGAACGUGGAGGCGCAGGUGCAGGUGCCCGUGAGGGGCCGGCCCACGGGCUGCUAUGAGGUGUGUGUGUGCGCGCAGAGCGGACGCCUGGAGGCCUGCACCGAGACCCCCUGCGUGGACACCGCCAAGACCUGCCUCCUGGGCGACCAGAGGAAGAGUCACGGCUCCUCCUUCAGGAUGGGCUGCCACCCCUGCUCCUGUUUUGGAGGGGAGGUGUUCUGCUCCUUGCGCCCCUGCCUCACCCCCCUCAGCUCCGAGGAGGACCGCCGUCGAUUCACAGGGCUGCCCUGUGGCUGUCCGGACCGGUUUGUGCCGGUCUGUGCUCAGAACGGGAGGACGUACCCCAGCGCCUGUGUGGCCCGCUGUGUGGGUCUGCAGGACAGCCAGUUUGACUUCGGCUCCUGCAGGACCCGCGACCCCUGCGCCUCCAACCCCUGCCCCAGGAACCAGAGGUGUUUGCCCAGCCGGAAGGUGUGCCUGUCCAGCGUGAGCGAGUUCCCCUGCCGGCAGCACGACUGUGUUGCCCGCUCCCUCGUCUGCGACAAGACCCUGCUGGACCCCGUGUGCGACACGGCCGGCCAGGAGCACCCCACCCUCUGCCUGCUGUCCCAGAGGGGCAAGGUCCCGGCCUACUCCGGACCCUGCCAGGAGGGCUGCAGCAGGCCCAGCCCUGUGUGUGGGCAGAACGGGGAGACGUACAGCACGGUGUGUGAGGCGUUCUCUGACCGCGUCAUGGUGGACUACCCGGGGCAGUGCCACUCUGUGGGCGUGGUCUCUGAGCUCAGCUCUGAGUCCGGCUGUGACUCCGUGUCCUGCCCCCCCCUCGCCACGCAGGGCUGCCAGCCGGUCACUCCCCCCGGAGCCUGCUGUCCCCUCUGUGCUGGAAUGCUGAGGAUCUUGUGGAAUAAAGAGCAGAUGAACAUCUUCGCUGAGCUGGAUCACCGGCGGCCCGUCACGGUCCACGACGUUCUGGCGAUCCUCCGGCUGCACGUGUCCGUGCCCCAGUGCGACGCCUUCGGGUACCUGAGCAUCGAUGGGGAGCUGGUGGUGCUGAUCGCGCCCGUGGACCAACAGCCCACCCCACUGCAGAUGGAAGCGUGUAAUAAGGAGGCGGAGAAGAUCGACUCUCUCAUCACCUCAGGCAGCCCCACGCUGGUGUCGCGUGUGCCCCUGUCCGCCCUCGCCCUGUCCGAGGUCAAGGUCUCCACGCUGCGCUCCGCGGGACCUCCCUCCCGGGGGUCCCCCACCGUCCUUCUGCUCCUCUUCCUCCUCCUCAUCCUCGCCCGGGGGAACGCCUAAAUCACCCCCCCUCCCCCAACCCCCAUCCGGUCCCGCACCGCCACUCCCAGCCAGUGAUCUGUGUCUGCGCGCUGACCUCUGACCCUCUCAGGGGUCUCUGACGAGGGGGAAGGGAUGGGGUGUCUCUCUCCUCUCCCCCAACCGUCAACCCCCCCGUUGCCUUGACAAUCACCAUUGUGCCUACCGGGACUGAUCUCAUUUUUGUUCUUUUUUUUUUUUUUUUUUAAAGAAGAAAAAUGAGGCCACAAAGACCUGUCAGAGGCCACCCUUUGUCAUUCAGUGGCCCUGCCUAGGAAAAGUCUGAGCCAAACUGGCGGCCGUGUUAUUCAGUACACCGCGCGGAGGGAAGAGACUGAGCCAAAAUGGCGGCCGUGUUAUUCAGUAUACCCGCAGUGGGAAGAGACUGAGCCAAAAUGGCGGCCGAGUGUGGCUGCACGAUAGUGUGUGCACCUCAUAAUGUUUCUGAGGUCAGUUCUUCAGUUUAACAGCUCCAGGUCUUACGUGGAAAUGCAGGGACCAAUACAACAGUAAUGUAAGUUCAGUAACUCCACCCAUAUGCAGUCGGUUUGUAAAAAAUCAUAUGUGUGUUGAUUAGUAUGCUUUACUACAGGACACAAAUGGAACACAUGUUUAUAUUUACAUGAUUAUGGCCCCUAUUACAUAUUGUCAUGUGCAAAAUUGGUAAAAAUAAGAAAUAAAUAAGCUUACAAGAAACACAUAUGGAGUAUAUAGACAAUGGGUUCCAAAAGACCGAGACCACUCGUGAAAAUGCUUCUAUUGUGCAUUGUUUUCUAAUUUAACACAAACUGUUCAUUACUAAUUAUAUUAUCAGCAUAACAAUUUGAGUGAAAACCUGAAUCUUUGAAGAAAUUAAUUUCAGGUGGUAUGUCCCCCUUUUGCUUUGAUUGCAACAUGGCAUGGGCUUCCACACAUUUGUGCCAGCAUUAUUUGACAAUGUUCCAAAGAGCGUCUUGUGAUGUUACUGAACGAGUGGCUUUUGUCAGUCUUUUGAGUGUCCCCAUGAAUGGGGUUGAGGUCAGGUGGAUUGUGCAGGACUCCUUGCUUUUCUUUGGUCUUUGGAGUAGGCUAGUUCUUGCAAAGCUUUGAAGUAACUUUGAAGUAAAACUAAUUUCAUUUCAAUUUUUUUCAAGAUCCUAAAACUUACUGUUCAUUUUCAGGAUGACAUGGAAGAUUUUCAAUGUGGUCUCAGACUUUUGGACCCCACAGUAUGUGUUAUUGAACUACCCUAAGUAAAUACAUACAUGACACUUCACAUUUCAAUUUUAUAAAUGUCUAAUAUGUCUAAGAGGCCAUAAUAACAUAAAAAUGAAUUAUGUUUUCUAUAUGUUGAAUUUAGUAAAACAUACUCAUCAACAUAUAUUUUGCAAUGGUUUUGCAUGUGGUCAGCCACUGUAGUAUCGAAGCCGAAUGUUGAAAAAGGGACUCUGUAUAUGAAAUGUGUAUUUUGUAUUUGUUAAAAUGAAGGACAAAAGCCAUGUGUGAUUAUGACAAUCAUAGCUCAUACAUACGUGGGUAUUUAUGACAACACACCGUGCUCCAAGUAUUUAAAUCAUUCUUAAUGUGUCGUGAUGCAAUAAUAUCAUUCUGUGCUGUUUGAAUGGGGACCGUAUAUUUCUGUAACGAAAUGAAAAAAAAAAAAAAAAAAAGGUUAUAUUGAUAUCUAUGUGCCAUUCCAAAAAAUAUUAUUCCUGCAUGGUGGCACUUACAAAGUGUUUUACUCCAGAAUGUAAGGUUAAUGUAAUGUGUGCCUUUUUGCCGUUGUCUUUUGUUACCGUGUGUUGUUGUUGUUUUAUCAGUAUUACUGCGCGAAGCAGCAGUGUUCGCCUCCUGGCGUUCUCUCUCUCUUUCAUUUUUUUACUUUUAUUUUUAUCAUUACGCUCUUGUGCGCACGAACACAGGCACUUAGGCAUAACUACAAACCUUGGCGCCGCGCCUCGGCGCGUAUUUGUAUGAACCCCAGUACUUGCGAUUUGUUUUUCUUUUCGAGUCCGAGCGAGAAUGCACAUUUUCUUUUUCGCGGAGUAUUAAAGGGUGAGAAAAGAGUGA
Messenger RNA from Conger conger (European conger), 5056 nucleotides. RefSeq names its product reversion-inducing-cysteine-rich protein with kazal motifs (gene reck). Gene Ontology annotation, molecular function: metalloendopeptidase inhibitor activity; protein binding. Bases 134 to 2989 code for a protein of 951 amino acids. Gene Ontology annotation, biological process: sprouting angiogenesis; blood vessel maturation; extracellular matrix organization. The record is from RefSeq and is a predicted model, not a curated record. NCBI's taxonomy places the organism in Eukaryota, Metazoa, Chordata, Actinopteri, Anguilliformes, Congridae. The transcript has 21 exons. Gene Ontology annotation, cellular component: plasma membrane.